AACAGAGCCAUUUUAUUAUAAAGAAUAUGUAAAUAUAAUGGAGGCAAUGCAUUUUGGUAUAUAUAAGGAAGAGGAUGAAAAUUGGGAAGUUUAUUUGGUAUAAUACAAUUUUAAAUGUUCAGGUUAUAGAGAAUAAAUUUCCAGAUUUAUAAGGAUUAGAUGGCAUAAUUUUAACAGGAUCAAGUAGUGCAGCAUAUGAUAUAAGUGAAGAUUGGAAAGAACCAUUAUUUAAUUUUUUAAGAAAAGCUGAUAAACUUAAAAUAAAAAUGUUUGGUAUAUGUUUUGGACAUUAAGUUUUGGCUCAUUGUUUAGGUGGAGAAGCAUAAAAGAUGAUUCAUGUAGAUAGAAUGUAAGUAGGUAGAACUGUUAUUUAAACUUAAUUCAAAUGGAAAGAUUAUUUAAUAAAAAAUCUAAAUGUAUAUUAAAUUCAUAUAGACUAUGUAAAUAAAUUGCCAAAAUGUACUUAAGUUAUAAAGAGCAAAAUCAUUGUGAAAAUUAUGCAUUCAAAAGUGAUCACAUUUUAGAUGUUUAAUUUCAUCCUGAAUUUAAUGCUUUGAUCUUAUUGUACAUUUUUAGAAAUUCCUCAGAUCCUUUAAGAGAUAUAUAUAUCAAUGAUUGUUAUGAAAGGUUUAAAGAAGGAUAUGAUCAUUAAUAAAUCAUUUGGGAAUUUACAAAUAAUUUCUUAAAGAAUAAAUGA
Messenger RNA from Paramecium pentaurelia, 697 nucleotides. The record is from the annotation of a GenBank genome assembly. Lineage: Eukaryota; Ciliophora; Oligohymenophorea; Peniculida; Parameciidae.